Protopterus annectens (West African lungfish) is the source of this 897-nucleotide messenger RNA. Its product is annotated as lymphocyte antigen 75-like. NCBI's taxonomy places the organism in Eukaryota, Metazoa, Chordata, Ceratodontiformes, Protopteridae. The coding region runs from base 1 to 897 and encodes 298 amino acids. The transcript has 3 exons. The record is from RefSeq and is a predicted model, not a curated record.
AUGUACAAAAACAGCGAAAUACGUAAUCAUGAAAAUGAAAAUGGUGAACGUAUUUCGUCAACCAAAAGCACCAUGCAGAAGAAGACAUACUUACCCACUUUGCGUUGCUUUUCAGUUGUGAUCACUAUUUCAUAUUUUGCCAGAAGUGACAUUCAUCUAAUACAAUCUUUAGAGAACUGGAUGAGUGCUGGGAUAAAAUGCAAGAGUAAUAAUACAGAUCUUAUCAGCAUCAAUGACCAAAAUGUGAUGGAUGAGUUGCUAGAUUACUUAAAAUUUAUUAAGCCACCAUUCUCCUUCUGGAUUGGUCUGUUUUACAACAGUAGCACAGGACAAUGGCAAUGGUCCAGUGGUGACCACUUUAUGUAUCUGAAAUGGAGAAAUGGGCACCCAGCAUAUAAUACCAUUCAAGAAAAAUGCACUUCAAUGGGACCACUUGGAACAUGGAACAGCAGCAGCUGUGAAGAAAAAAAGCAAUUUGUGUGCUUAAAUGAUAACACCACAGUUCAGCUACAUCUCAUUCAAACCAGCAUGUCCUGGAGUGAAGCAAUGUUGUACUGUAGAGCCCAUUACACAGACCUAGUUAGCAUCACCAGCACUAAGAUGCAAAGAAAGGUUACAGGCAUGGCUCUCAAGGCUGGCAGUGAUGCAGUGUGGAUUGGGCUGCGCAAGGAACGAUUAUUCGGCCAGUGGCUCUGGGUUAGUGGACAUCUGCUUGAUUAUACCAACUGGGCAGCUUGUCAAUCAAAUGACCCAACUUUUGGCCACUGUGGUCUGAUGUCUAGAACUUCACGAUUCAAGUGGACAACAUCUUGCUGCUCAGUGAAACACCAUUUUGUCUGUUACAGUCUUAAGGUAGCCCAUGUUCUUAUUUAUUCCUUAUUAAAAUCAGGUGGUUAA